AUGCAAGAUCCGUGGAAGGAAACAGAAACAAGUGAACAACCCUGGCAUCGUGCAACCUCUGGAACAUUACUGAAACUUCGUUCUCGACGCGUCAACACGUUCAAUCCUAGCCGUUACUAUCACCAUCCUAGGUUAAAAAAAAAAAAAGUCCCACUAUCUAGUAGUACACCUGGAGCAGGCGAUCGUAGCCCCAUGCGACGAUUUACAAUCAGGUGGACCAUAAAGCGCCACGUGUCGAUCCAAAUCAGUGUUUGA
Messenger RNA from Sphenostylis stenocarpa, 255 nucleotides. NCBI's taxonomy places the organism in Eukaryota, Viridiplantae, Streptophyta, Magnoliopsida, Fabales, Fabaceae. The record is from the annotation of a GenBank genome assembly.